This is a messenger RNA of Nicotiana tabacum (common tobacco), 681 nucleotides long. The record is from RefSeq and is a predicted model, not a curated record. NCBI's taxonomy places the organism in Eukaryota, Viridiplantae, Streptophyta, Magnoliopsida, Solanales, Solanaceae.
AUGGGAACUGAUCUUCUUUCUCCCUCGGGUAAUCGGGACGACGAUGCAGUAUCGUUCUAUCGGGGGACCGUCCUAGAAGUCCUAGCCAUGAAAAAUGGAACAGAGAAUCAAGUGGCCGAUCACUUGUCUAGGUUAGAAACUCGUAAUCAUGCAGCUGAGGGAGAUGUCAUCAAGGACACCUUCCCGGAUGAGCAAUUGUUGGCCGUUACUACUAGGGAGGUGUCAUGGUAUGCAGAUUUUAUGAACUAUCUGGCAAGUGAAGAAAUGCCACCUGACCUUGAUCCUCAUACUAAAAAGAAGUUCUUGCGAGAUGUGAGAUCAUAUGUGUGGUAUGAGCCGUUUCUAUUCAAAUCUUGUGCUGAUCAGUUAAUGAGAAGAUGUGUACCCGAAUCUGAAAUAAAUGUUAUUUUACAUGACUGUCGUGUGUCCCCUUAUGAUGGUAAUCAUGCGGCCGUUGACUAUGUGUUGAAGUGGGUGGAGACCAUUGUUCUUCCUACCAAUGAUGUCAAGGUUGUGGUUAACUUUGUGAAAAAGCAUAUCUUUACAUGGUUCGGCACUCUGAGAGUAAUGAUAAGUGAUGGGGGUACCCAUUUCUAUAACAAGCUGUUGGAUAAUCUUUUAGCGAAAUAUGGGGUCAAACACAAGGUUGCGACCGCCUAUCAUCCUCAGACUAGUGAAUAG